Postia placenta MAD-698-R-SB12 is the source of this 648-nucleotide messenger RNA. RefSeq lists its product as hypothetical. The transcript has 2 exons. The record is from RefSeq and is a predicted model, not a curated record. Bases 1 to 648 code for a protein of 215 amino acids. Lineage: Eukaryota; Fungi; Basidiomycota; Agaricomycetes; Polyporales; Adustoporiaceae.
AUGGCAUUCAAGGCUCGCUUUGGAAAUCUCGACAACACCGCCGCGGCACAGGUGGAGCUCACCAAGCUCUGCGCUGACAAAACCAUGCAUGAGAAGUGCACCGCCGCCAAAUUCCCUGCGCUGUUCAAGGGUCCAGCGGACCGUUCCGGAUAUGGGGACCUGGAACUAUGCGACAAGUACCUGAGUGGCAUCCCCUCCCGCGUCUACCAGAAGAUCGAGCUCGAGACCUUCACCACCCAGGCCUGUCGGCCUGAGUUGAACGGUUUCUUCUCGGCACGAGGUCGAGGACACGGCGGGGCAUGUGGUGGUGCACCCUCAUCACACAGAGCAUCGGCCAGCAUCAAUGCGGCCGUUGGAAAAGGAAACUUCCCCGGCAGUUGCUUUGGCUGCGGGAAGCAAGGGUACCGAUGCUUCGAGUGCCCCAACUGUAAGGACAAGCCUUACACAAAAUGCGCCGACGCACGGGCUACGGUUGCCUCGGGGUCCACCCAGGCAGCAACAAGUGCCCCCGUCGCUUCAUCCUUGGCGAGUACAAGCACCACUUCAGCGAAAUCGGAAAGUUCCGAGCUGGCGGACUUGAUAGCACAGAUGAAGUCGAUGCGCGAGGAGCUCGAGCACUAUCGGGCCAUGAAGGAGGAGUCUUUUUGA